This is a messenger RNA of Morone saxatilis (striped sea-bass), 1710 nucleotides long. RefSeq names its product hemopexin a (gene hpxa). Gene Ontology annotation, molecular function: heme transmembrane transporter activity. Lineage: Eukaryota; Metazoa; Chordata; Actinopteri; Moronidae. Bases 84 to 1364 code for a protein of 426 amino acids. The record is from RefSeq and is a predicted model, not a curated record. The transcript is spliced from 10 exons. Gene Ontology annotation, biological process: heme transport; intracellular iron ion homeostasis.
AGCAGCAGCAAGGGUACCUUUUGCCCAGCUUUGCUGUCAAUUCAGGCCCCUCCAGUCUCUCCUGGACCAGAGGACUGCUUAUCAUGAAGCUGCUUGCCCACAUCCUCUGCCUGGCCCUGGCCCUGGCUUGGGCUCAGUCGCAGGAAGAACAUGCAGCUGCUGUCCUUGACCGUUGUAAAGGCCUUGAGAUGGACGCUGUUGCAGUGAACGAAGAGGGAAUCCCAUAUUUCUUCAAGGGUGACCAUCUGUUCAAGGGCUUCCAUGGCAAAGCAGAGCUGUCCAAUGAGUCCUUCGCUGAGUUGGAUGACCAUCAUCACCUGGGCCACGUAGACGCAGCUUUCCGCAUGCACUACGAGGACAACCCUGACCACGACCACAUGUUCUUUUUCCUGAACAACAAGGUGUUCAGCUAUUACCAACACAAGCUUGAGGACGGCUACCCCAAGGACAUCUCCGAAGUCUUUCCUGGAAUCCCUGACAACCUGGACGCUGCUGUGGAGUGUCCCAAGCCAGAGUGCGAUGAAGACUCUGUCAUCUUCUUCAAGGGAGACGACAUCUACCACUACAACGUUAGAACCAAGGCUGUAGAGGAGAAAGAGUUCCAGUCCAUGCCAAACUGCACGUCUGCUUUCCGCUUUAUGGAGCACUUUUACUGCUUCCAUGGACACAUGUUCUCCAAGUUUGACCCAAAGACUGGCGAUGUGCAUGGCAGGUACCCCAAAGAGGCACGUGACUACUUCAUGAGAUGCUCCAAGUUCAGUGAAGAAGCCGACCAUGUGGAGAGAGAGCGCUGUAGCCGUGUUCACCUGGAUGCCAUCACAUCUGACAACGCUGGGAACAUGUAUGCCUUCAGAGGCCACCAUUUCCUCCGUAAAGAUGAGGGCAAUGACACACUGAAGGCUGACACCAUCGAGAACGCUUUCAAGGAGCUGCACAGUGAGGUGGACGCUGUUUUUACUUAUGAGGACCACCUUUACAUGAUCAAGGACGACCAACUAUUUCUUUACAAAGUUGGUGAGCCCCACACCCACCUGGACGGUUACCCCAAGCCUCUGAAGGAUGAGCUGGGCAUUGAGGGUCCCAUUGAUGCUGCAUUCGUCUGCGAGGAUCAUCACAUUGCUCACCUUAUCAAAGGUCAGAACAUCUAUGAUGUGGAAUUGAAGGUCAGCCCUCGUGUUGCAAGAAACGAGCGUCCGAUUGCCCUCUUGAAGAAGGUCGACGCUGCCAUGUGCAAUAUUGAAGGAGUUAAGGUGUUCGUAGGCAACCACUUCUACCACUUUGACAGCUCCAUGCUGUUCGUUACUUCCAGGGCUCUGCCUGAGCAGCACAAGGUAUCCCUGGAGCUGUUCGGCUGUGAUCACUAAGAUGCUUGUUUGACAGGACUGAAUGGAUUGUGCCGAAUGUCACAUACAACACGAUGAAACAUGGAAAAACAACAGCACCAACAACAUCACGCAGGAGGCGCCUAAUAACAAGUCGCUAAGCUUUUGACAACAUUUACUUACAGACAAUGAUGCAAUGCUUCAUACUAGUUGUUUCCUUUCUGAGUCUUACCUCAAAAUAACCUUUUAUCUGUUUUACUUCUUUUUUCUUUUUUCGUAACUCAGUGGUCCUCUAUGUCAAGUGUGCUAUCAAGAAGGGAUUACAUGUUUCUCUGUGAUUCAUUUUGUACAGUGUUGUUGUGAAUAAAGUGGAGAGGCAACAAACAAA